Messenger RNA from Brassica rapa (field mustard), 3275 nucleotides. RefSeq names its product exocyst complex component EXO70H1. The record is from RefSeq and is a predicted model, not a curated record. Gene Ontology annotation, cellular component: exocyst. Gene Ontology annotation, molecular function: phosphatidylinositol-4,5-bisphosphate binding. Gene Ontology annotation, biological process: exocytosis. NCBI's taxonomy places the organism in Eukaryota, Viridiplantae, Streptophyta, Magnoliopsida, Brassicales, Brassicaceae.
UAGUGAAAAGAUCUGUGUAAAUAGAUUUUAAAAGUAAUUUGUUUGAAUUUUACUAAUAUUAUUGACAAUAAAUGUGUUGAAUACAAAGAAUAUAACAAGAUAGUACAAGUCGAAAAAAAUAUUUGUAUUUUCAAAUGAGUUAGUCAAAAAGUGUAUGAAAUGAUGAUUUUGUAUUGUCUUUUUUUUUUUGAUUAAUCUGGGAAUAUCCAGGUUCACGGAGAAAUCCAGACUAAUCCCCAAAAAGAAGUGCAUUAGGUGGAUCAAAUCUGAAACCUCUUAGCGUCCCAACCCCGCCUCUUUACCACUUUACCAUAAUCACCCGGUAAUGUAUUUGUCUUUUAUACUACCAAGCUCGCUCCAACUACUUCGCCUAUCUAGUACGCAUGUGUCGUGUUUUAUUUCGGAGAUCUCGGCAUGUUGCAUAACCGUUUAACCGCAAGAUAACUAAGUCUUGGUUAUUAUCCGUUAAACUCAUACGCAAAUAACCAUUUGAAUCGAAAUAGUUGGGCUUCGUCGUUGAUCAUGCGAUUAUUAUCAAUUUAUCCUGUUUCCAUUAGAUAUUUACCGAACCAGAUUUAUUUUUUAAAUCAUGUUCCAACAACUAACCCAUUUACAAAAGCCAAUGAUUUUUGAGAUAAGAAUACUAGUAUAUAUAGUACUGCAAGUCUGCAAGUUUGACAAUUUGUUGACAUUCAAUAUUGACACCGUUGGUGUAUAAAGUUCUUAACAUUCUUAUUACGAAUCCAUUAUUUGUAACAAUUUUGGUGCAUUCAGUUACAGUAAUCGUACAAAACAGUACUCGCUAUAUUAUUAGUUGACGUCAAUUAUAACUUAUACUCUCCAAUAUUAACUAGCACUUAUAAUUGUAACGGUAAAUUUACAAAAAUUCACAGGCAGCAGUCUGCAGAUCAAAGGCAAUGAAUGUAACUUUGGUCAGAAUAGACUAAACUAACUCCUCGCUUUGACUUUAUCAAAUGUCAUGUCGUAUCUGUUGCCGCGUUUGACUAGUGAACACUUUCCCUCCUCAUAUCUAUACGUACAUAUAUACAUCCGCCAACCUUUCAUUGCACAUCUACAUAAUAAUACUAUAUUUCUAUAUAUAUACCAUCCUCCUAUCGUAUCUGCUAUUCUGCUUCAACUUCAUUACAAACAAACCAUAAACUUCUCCCUUUUUAGUAAAAAACAAAGUAUUUUUUUUACAGAAGAAACAAAGAGGCAAGAAAACCAAAUAAAGCAACAAACAAAACAGAGUUUUGAGAUUAUGGGGAAACACUUGUUCCGAUCAUCUCCUCCACCGGAGAAACAACCAGCUCACCAAACACUCGCCGAGUCAGCUGUACAAGAGUGUAUCAGCAAAAUCAACACAGUCAUAUCCAAAUGGACUUCUCCUUCUCCUUCUUCCGACGCACACCUCUUCUCCACCAACAGUCGUCGCGAAGCAGAGGAGUUCGCUGAAGCCGUCAGGCAUCUACACAUCACGAUGCACCGUUUAGCCGCCGUCAACCCCUCAUCUGAAAAGCUAGUCUACGCUCAGAACCUAAUGCAGUCAGCUAUGAACCUUCUCGAAUCAGAAUUCCACCGCGUGCUGAAGGAGAACCGACAGUAUCUAGACCCUGAAUGCGUCUCAGUCCGAUCCUACAGAUCGUCUAGAUUCGCAUCGACACCAACCAGCGUCUCCGACUCCGAAGACGAAACCUUCUACGAAGAGAACGCUGCAGAAGAACAUAGAUUCUCCGGGGGAGAUUCCGACGCAAUGGACGAUCUCAAGAUGAUUGCUGACUGCAUGAUCUCAACCGGAUACGCCAAAGAAUGCGUUAAAGUCUACAAAACAGUACGGAGAUCGAUCGUGGACGAGACGCUCCACGGCUUAGCGGUGGAGAGAUUCACUCUCCACCAGGUUCAAAAAAUGGACUGGGACACUCUCGAGUCCAAGAUCAGGACCUGGCUGCCAGCUGUCAAGCUAGCCGUUAGGUCCCUCUUUUUCGGAGAGAGGCUUCUCGCCGAUCACGUCUUCUCCUCCUCCCUCAACAUAGUCGAGUCCUCCUUCACCGACAUCACUCAAGAAGGAGCCUUAACGCUCUUCACCUUCCCGGAGAACGCGGCCAAGAUCAAGAAACUCUCGCCGGAGAAAAUGUUCCGGUUCCUCGACAUGUACGAGUCCCUCGCGAGCCUCUUCGUCGAGAUCGAGUCCAUCUUCUUCUUCGACUCGGCCGCCGCCGUCAGAGCUCAGGUGAUCAACUCGCUGGCGAAACUCGGCGACGCGGCGAGGCUCAUGAUGACGGAUUUCGAAACGGCGAUUCAGAAGGAAACCUCCAGAACGCCGGUCGUCGGCGGCGGCGUUCACCCUCUCACGCGCUACGUCAUGAACUAUCUCUCCUUCCUCGCGGACUACGACGAGUCCAUCGCCGUGAUCUUCGAGAACUGGCAGAUGACCUCGCCGCCGGAGUCUUUCGCCGGAGAAGAAGCUCGUCCGGAGGAGCUGUACUCGUCUCCGGUGUCGGUACGUAUCGCGUGGGUGAUCCUCCUGACUCUUUGUAAGAUCGACGGCAAAGCUCAGCCGUAUAAAGACGUGGCGCUGUCUUACCUCUUCCUCGCGAACAAUCUCCAAUACGUCGUCGUUAAGGUGCGUUCGUCGCCUGGCUUGAAGGUUCUUCUCGGGGAGGAUUGGGUGGUGAGGCACGAGGGGAAGGUGAAGCAGUACGCGGAGAAGUUCGAGAAGCUCGCGUGGGGGAAAGUGGUAACGUCGUUACCGGAAAAUGCUAAGGAGGAGAUUGCGCCGGAGGAGGCUAGAGAGCUGUUCGGUAGGUUUAACGACGAGUUCGAGGCGGCGUACCGGAAACAGAUGUCGUGGGUGGUGCCCGACCCGAAACUUAGGGACUGGAUCAAAAUCUCGUUGAGUGGGAAGCUCGUGCCGGUUUGUGCCGAGUUUUGCGAGGUGAACCGGUUCGGUUUGGGAGGAGAUGGGUUUAAUGUCAGGUAUACCCCUGAAGAUAUUGGAAACUACUUGUCGGAUCUUUACUUUGGAAGUAGAGGGUCAGGGAGUGCGUCGACAAAAGGCUCAGGUUCCGGAUCCGGAACCGGUUCGUCGACUACGGUUAAAUCUCGUGGAGGACGUAGCCAUUGAAUGAGAAUCUCGUGAUAUAUUAAAUUUUUGUUUUAGUUGAUGUGGUUAAGUGCAUACAGUGAUUAUGUAUGAUCGUGUCAUAUAAUUAAUAUGUUAAAUUAUUCAUCGAAUUAUCGUUAUACCAUAAUAAUCAUUCGAUAAUUUUUUGGAA